Molecule: messenger RNA, 915 nt
Organism: Rhizopus microsporus ATCC 52813
Lineage: Eukaryota; Fungi; Mucoromycota; Mucoromycetes; Mucorales; Rhizopodaceae
Exons: 7
Coding region: 1-915 (304 amino acids)
Source: RefSeq, a predicted model, not a curated record
AUGAGACGGAAAGAGUAUAGCACAAAGACAUGGAAUGAGCACCCCAUGCACCCUAAAACAGCGGAUUGUCGUACAGUUGAUUGGAUAUUCCUAGUUGACUUGCUCAAUUUUUCAUUCUGGAGUGAUCUUGAUAAAGCGGAUAAGAGUAAGCCACAUCCUGAUAGAUACGCCAUUGAGUAUCAAGGAAAGGCUUAUACUGGCUAUUGGUCCUUAUGUGCUGCUAUCAAUAGAGCAAUUGAUAAAGAAAUUCCAAUCACCAAGCCAUCUUAUUAUGGUAUUACAGCCUCGGAUGAGGAGCUCGCCCAUGUAUUCAAGUCGGAUACUAAAGAACAGUGUCCAAUGCUACAGGAAAGAAUACGGGUGAUGCGUGAAGCGGGCAAAAUUUUAUGCGAGAAAUUCGAUGGAUCUUUUGUAAAUUGCAUAGAGCAAGCAAACGGAUCUGCUGCAAAAUUAUUAGAAAUUAUUAUUGAAAACUUUGCAUCAUUUAGAGAUAUUCAUGAAUAUCAUGGCACAAAAGUUUAUAUUUUGAAAAGAGCUCAGAUCCUUAUCGCUGAUUUAUGGGCAUGCUUUGAUGGUCAAGAUUUUGGAUACUUUCAUGAUAUAGAUUCUAUUACUAUGUUUGCUGAUUACAGAGUGCCUCAGGCUUUAUAUCAAUUAGGACUCCUCUCAUACUCUCCAGAGUUGAUCAAAAAGCUAGAAAGACGCGAGUACUUUCCCUCAGGAUCAGAGGAAGAGGUGGAGAUACGUGGUAAUUCAAUUUGGGCAGUUGAACUAGUGAAACAAAAGAUGCUUGAACUUGACCCUACGCUACAAGUGAAUGCUAUUCUCAUUGACUUUUACGUUUGGGAUUUAGCAAAAGAAAUCCAGGAUCAGAUGACUGUGCCUACACACUGUACAAGAAGCUGCUUUUAUUAA